Messenger RNA from Ornithorhynchus anatinus (platypus), 2682 nucleotides. RefSeq names its product NKAP domain containing 1 (gene NKAPD1). The transcript is spliced from 6 exons. Lineage: Eukaryota; Metazoa; Chordata; Mammalia; Monotremata; Ornithorhynchidae. Bases 194 to 1084 code for a protein of 296 amino acids. The record is from RefSeq and is a predicted model, not a curated record.
AACUCAUGACCUCUGACUCCAAAGCCCGUGCUCUUUCCACUGAGCCACACUGCUUCACCAUGCCGCUUCUCAUACAGAGGGAGACCUAGACCGACUGAGAAAUCCAAGCUUCCCCCACCCCACGCUCCUGACUAGCCUUCCCUUGGAGCUGGAGGACGAGGCCCGGUGAUCGUGCGGGAACUCGGAGGCGAGGAUGACCCGGGUGCCGCUGGGCAAGGUCCUCCUGAGGAAUGUCAUCCGGCACACGGACGCCCACAACAAGAUUCAAGAGGAAUCGGACAUGUGGAAGAUAAGGGAGCUGGAGCGACAGAUGGAGGAGUCUUCUAGGCGGGUCCCACGCCGACCGUCUCCUGGACGCUCAAGCCGGAUGCGCAGCGACGGCUUCGACGAGGAAAGUCGGCGAGCGGACGGGAGGGUCCAACGGGAGAUGUCCGGGGCUCCGGAGGACGACGCGCUCAGGGCCCGAUUCUGGAACAGGCGGCUGUACGAGUGCGAGGCCGCCAUGCCGGACAGGUGGGGUCACAGCGGCUACAAGGAGCUCUACCCCGAGGAGUUUGACACGGACAGCAGCGAUCAGCAGGAGCCACGAGCCCUGGUCAACGGCGGCGGGAGGGAACUCCAGGAGGCAGCCUCUACCCGCCAGGCCUGCAAGCGCAAGAAGUCAAAGAAGUCGCACAAGAAGAAGCGGAAAAAACGGUCCCACAAGAAGCCAAAGAAAAGCAAGAAGGGGCCCGAGGAAGGAGCGGACAGUUCCUCGAGCGAGGGCUGGCGGGAACCACGGGACACUGGGACCGAGAAGCGGCACCGCCCGCGCAAGAAGGUGGCCAGGAAAAAGGGGUCCAAGAGACCCGCCUCGUCCUCGUCAUCCUCCUCUUCUUCCUCCGAGCCCGACGGCGACGCGCGCUCCUCGAGGGCCGGCCAGGAAGGGGUCCCCGGCGGAGCCCGGAGGCAGAGGGGCGAGAGGGAGCGGAGGGGGCCGGCCGGUUCGAGGAGGAGCGAGCCUUGCGAGAGGAGGGCAGACAAACGCAAGAACUGGAAAGUGGCCACGGCCGACGCCGAGUCGGACGAGAGCUCCGAGGACUGAUGGGGGUGAGGGGGAAGCCGGUCCCGCCCCGGGCCCCCGGGCUCCCGCUGGGAGAUGCCAUACUGGGGCAGAACCUCCCGGGCCCUGGGUUCGGGCCGACCGAGAUCUCGGGGUGAGACUCGUGUUCCGUUCAAGCCUCGAUCCCUGAGCACGAUGAAGCCAAAGAGGCCAGAAGCUGGGGGUGGGGGUGAGGGGGGGCUGUCCCCAAGAGGGCGAUUGGGGUGGGGAGGUGCUUUCCUGGUGCUUUCCAUAGGAAGCCAGCACGAGCCCCCGCCCACCCCCAGUCCUCGCCCCCGGCCUUUCAUUCGCAGCCUUGGUGCCUUCAACCCCCGACCGCCUCCCGUAGGGGUGAGGGGCCGGGGGGCUCUCCUGUCGAGAUUAGGCUUCUCCUCCUGCUCCGAGGUAGGGAAACCUACUCCCCAAGGCUCUCCCCCUUGCAAUAAAAGACAGCAGCUGCCACCAGCCAGGGGCAAAGUGCCCCCCAAAUGGCCAGUUCCUUGGUCCCCCUCCCCGCCCCCUCUGCACUCAGAACCCACCCCCCACCAGGAAUCCCCAGUCUUCCCUCCCCUGAGCCCCAGGGGAGCCUGGAUCUUCUGCAGCCCCGAGGCGGGCCUCUCAGGGAUUUCUCCACCACCCCCGCCCCUCUGGCAGCUGCAGGACAGGACACCCAGCCGGCUGGGUGGGAGUUUAGGAAGGGGAAGGGGCUGCUGGCCUACGGGAGGAAACGAUCAAUGUCUGUCAGCGCCACCGGAUGCAACUCAGCCCCUGAGAGACAUAGACCUCUGAGGACAAUUGUCUGAGGAACUCAGACAAUUCCCGUCACUUCCCUGGCCUCAGUCUCUUGGACUACAGAACGGGGACGAGAGAGCUCCUGGGGCUAGAAUGGGGAGAAGAGAACAUGAAGCAGAUCAAAGCUCCUUUGGAGCUGGCCACCAAGUUAAGCGUGAAUCUUGGCUGCUCCCUGAGUCUGAACCUGGGGAGGAGACCGUCUCCUCCCGAAUGCCCACCCUGGGACUAUCGGGGAAGGGAGAGGCCGACUGGCCCCCAGGGAAGUCACGAGCAUUAAAAUCAGUUCCUCCAGCCGAGCACUCGGUCCUGAGGGCUGAGGCUCGGCCUUUUGCGGUCCCUGCCUCCACCUACCCGCCCUCUGCCCCCAGUUGAGAUAUCAGAUUUCAGUUUUCCUAUGACCAGAAACCGUUACCUCGAGGUGACUAGGGGUAGCCUCAUGCUGGGAACUUUACAGGGGAGACUGUAAAGGGAGGGAGGGGCUGGGCCCUUGUUUUUUGGUGUGAAAAGGUGUGUGGGUGUGUCGGUGGUGGUGGGGGCGGAGGUCUUUAGGUUAAGGUCCAACCCCUUCCCUGAACCCCUUCCCCUUCAGGGCAGAAACACGACUCCACCCGGGUCUGGUCCUUUUAAAUUGUCUGUAGCAGUUAAUGCUCCGAGGGAUGGUCAGGGCCUGCGCCAUGCCAGCGUUAGCGGGCCUCCUCUUUUUACUAGCAGAAGCAGGUGGGGUGGGGGACGCCGCCGAAGGAAGCCCAGGUUUUUAGGGUAAAUUAUGACAAGCUCGAAGUUCCGAAUAAAUAACUUUCUAUUUUGAA